ACACCGGGGGCGGUGCGGGCACACCGGGGGCGGUGCAGCUCGGCCAUGGCGGAGCCGCUGGAUCCCGGUUCGUCCCCGCUGCUGGCGGCCGCUCUCCGGGCGCACGAAGCGGCGUUCGGGGGUGCGGCGGUGCUGGCGGCCUGGGCCCCCGGGCGGGUGAACCUGAUCGGGGAGCACACCGACUACAACGGCGGCUUCGUGCUGCCCAUGGCCCUGCAGCUGGGCACGGUGCUGGUGGGAUCCCCCAGGCAGGACGGGACCAUCUCCAUCGUCACCACCUCGGCAGAGGCGGACGAGCCCCGCAGGGUGCAGUUCCCGGCUCCCGGUCCCGGCAGCGCCCUGAGCCCGGGGCUGCCUCGCUGGGCCAACUACGUCAAGGGCGUCAUCCAGCACUACCGGGGUGGUCCCGUGCCAGGCUUCAGUGCUGUCAUGGCCAGUGACAUCCCCCUGGGCGGGGGCCUGUCCAGCUCGGCUGCUCUGGAGGUGGCCACGUACACCUUCCUGCAGCAGCUCUGCCCUGAUGACGGGGAUUUGGUGGCCAAGGCGCUGGCGUGCCAGAAAGCAGAGCACACGUUUGCUGGGAUGCCCUGUGGGAUCAUGGACCAGCUCAUAUCUGUGAUGGGCAAGGAAGGCCAUGCACUGCUCAUCGACUGCAGGUCCCUGCAGACCGUCCCUGUGCCGCUGGCCGACGCCGGGCUGGCCGUGCUCAUCACCAACUCCAACGUGCGGCACUCGCUGGCGGGCAGCGCGUACCCCGAGCGCCGGCGGCACUGCGAGCGGGCGGCGGCGGCGCUCGGCAAGGCCAGCCUGAGGGACGCCAUCCUGGCCGAGCUGGAAGAGGCCAGGAGCAGCCUGGGGGAUGAGGUGUUCCGCAGGGCCAGGCACGUCAUCGGCGAGAUCGCCCGGACAGCACAGGCAGCACAGGCACUGCAGCACAGGGACUACAGAACCUUCGGGAGGCUGAUGGUGGAGAGCCACAACUCCCUCAGGGAUGACUACGAAGUGAGCUGCCCGGAGCUGGACGAGCUGGUGGCAGCAGCCCUGGAGGUGGAUGGGGUUUAUGGCAGCAGGAUGACUGGGGGAGGCUUUGGAGGCUGCACAGUGACACUGCUGGAAGCUGCAGCUGCAGACAGAGCCCAGCAGCACAUCCAGGAGAAAUACAGUGGCACAGCCACCUUCUACCUCACCAAGCCCUCGGGAGGGGCAAAGGCUCUGCCCCUGUAGAGGAGUGACCACCUCACCUGGGAACCUUGGGCUGGCAUUGCCUCCCUCCCCAAGGCUGUUCCAAGGGAUCAGUUGUCCUGCAUUAUUUACCUAAUAAAAGCAAAACAUUUGCACAGUU
This is a messenger RNA of Oenanthe melanoleuca, 1342 nucleotides long. It is a transcript of the gene GALK1, whose product is annotated as galactokinase 1. The transcript has 8 exons. Gene Ontology annotation, molecular function: ATP binding; galactokinase activity. Lineage: Eukaryota; Metazoa; Chordata; Aves; Passeriformes; Muscicapidae. The coding region runs from base 46 to 1224 and encodes 392 amino acids. The record is from RefSeq and is a predicted model, not a curated record. Gene Ontology annotation, biological process: galactose metabolic process; carbohydrate phosphorylation. Gene Ontology annotation, cellular component: cytosol; cytoplasm.